AUGGCGGCGCAGGACUUCCAGACCAAGGCCACCGGCGCAGAUACGCAAGGUGGCCUCAGACAGCGAUAUGCACCGCCGCAGCAGCAACAGAAUGGCAACUAUGUGCCCAAAGAGCUGGACGACAAGCUGGACAAGAAGACGAAGCAGCAGGCCAACUCCAUCCUCCAGACCCUCGACGACUACGAAUUCCUGAUCGCGCCCAUCGUCUUCACAGCCCUCGCCUUCUUCACGCGCAUGUGGAAGAUUGGCAUCUCCAACAUCGUUACAUGGGAUGAAGCACAUUUCGGCAAGUUUGCAUCCCAUUACCUCAAGCGCGAGUUCUACUUCGAUGUCCACCCUCCUCUCGGCAAGAUGCUCAAUGGUCUGGCUGGCCACAUGGCUGGCUACAAUGGCUCCUUCGAGUUUAAGAGCGGCGAAGUCUACCCGGAAGAGCUGAACUACACCUUCAUGCGAUUGUUCAACGGAGCAUUCGGCGCCUUGUGCGUACCGUUGGCAUACUUCACCGCGAAAGAGCUGCACUUCAAAAGGCCGACAGUCUGGCUGGUGACAUUGAUGGUCCUGUUCGAGAACAGCUACACCACGAUCAGCAGGUUCAUCCUGCUGGACAGUAUGCUGCUCUUCUUCACCUUCACGACUGUCUUCACCUGGGCCAAGUUCCACAACCAGCGAAUCGACCCAUUCUCGGUCCCAUGGUUUUUCUGGCUCUUCAUGAGCGGUAUCUCGAUCGGCUGUGUGUGCAGUGUCAAGUGGGUUGGCGCUUUCGGAACUGCUCUGGUUGGGAUCUACACUACUGAGACGCUGUGGAACAUGUUUGGUGAUCUCAAGAUGCCAAAGGUCACGCUCGCUUCGCAUCUCGGCGCUCGCAUCUUUGGUCUGAUUGUCAUUCCCAUGGUCGUCUACAUGUUCACUUUCUGGGUUCACUUUGCGGUUCUCGAGAACAGCGGUCCUGGCGAUGCGCAGAUGUCUUCUCUCUUCCAAGCCAACCUCCGGGGCACGGAAGUCGGCAAGGACAGCCCACUUGAGAUUGCGAUUGGUUCUAGGGCGACUUUGAAGAACAUGGGCUACGGCGGUGGUCUUCUGCAUUCUCACGUUCAGACAUACCCUGAAGGAUCUGGACAGCAACAGGUCACUUGCUACCAUCACAAGGAUGCCAACAACGACUGGUUCUUUUACCCCAACAGACACGAGGCCGAGUUCGACCCAGAAGCACCACUGAAAUUCGUCGGCGACAAGGAUGUCAUCCGUCUUAUCCACGCACAAACUGGUCGCAACUUGCACUCUCACCAAGUCGCUGCACCAGUCACUAAGGCUGACUGGGAAGUUUCCUCAUACGGCAACGUUACCAUCGGUGAUACCAAGGAUCACUGGCAGGUCGAGGUCAUUAACGAUGCUGCCUCGAGGGACCACUCUAAGCUCAGGACGCUGACCACUGCCUUCCGCCUCAAGCACGUCGAUCUGGGCUGCUACCUCCGAGCUGGCAACGUCAACCUGCCACAGUGGGGUUUCAAGCAGAUCGAGGUGACUUGCGUCAAGCAGAACAAGCCCCGUGACCCAUACACGCACUGGAACGUCGAGUCGCACGUGAACGAGAGACUCCCACCCGGCGACCCAGGUUCAUACAAGUCUCCGUUCUUCCGCGACUUCAUCCACCUCAACGUCGCCAUGAUGACCUCCAACAACGCUCUGGUUCCUGACCCAGACAAGCAGGACGAUCUCGCCUCGAAACCAUGGCAGUGGCCCCUUCUCAACGUCGGCCUCCGCAUGUGCGGCUGGGACGACAACAUCAUCAAGUACUUCCUCCUUGGCAACCCACUGGUCUACUGGGGAUCCACUUUCUCUCUGGGCUUCUUCCUCGCCAUGGUUGCAUGGUACGCGAUCAGAUGGCAGCGCGGGUACGACGAGCUCACCUGGAAGCAAAUCGACCAUUUCCAGUACUCAGGUAUCUACCCGGUCAUUGGCUGGUUCCUCCACUACCUGCCGUUCAUCGCCAUGGCUCGUGUAACUUACGUCCACCACUACUACCCAGCUCUCUACUUCGCCAUCCUCAGCUUUGGUUUCUGCGCUGACUGGCUCACGCGACAGCUGCCAAGCAGAGUACAGUGGGCGAUCUUCACAGUCCUUUACAUCACCACAACAGGACUGUUCUGGCUAUUCAAGGACUUCUGCUUCGGCAUGGUUGGCAACAACCAACAAUGGAGUCACCUGAAGUGGCUGUCUACAUGGCGGAUGUCUGACUAG
Molecule: messenger RNA, 2238 nt
Organism: Fulvia fulva
Lineage: Eukaryota; Fungi; Ascomycota; Dothideomycetes; Mycosphaerellales; Mycosphaerellaceae
Product: Dolichyl-phosphate-mannose--protein mannosyltransferase 2
Exons: 3
Coding region: 1-2238 (745 amino acids)
Biological process (GO): protein O-linked glycosylation via mannose
Cellular component (GO): membrane; endoplasmic reticulum
Molecular function (GO): dolichyl-phosphate-mannose-protein mannosyltransferase activity
Source: RefSeq, a predicted model, not a curated record